UCAAAAUGUUGUGUUUGGGGCUUCAAUUUCGCUUCCCCUCCCUCUGUUUUCACCUAUCAUUCAAACUGUUUGAUUUUUUUUUUGCAAUUAAUGAAUUCAACAAUUUAAAUUAAAUUCCUUUGGCUUCUUUCAUUCCUCUCAAUCCAUCGCCAUUCGCUGUUUCGUCCAUGCCUAAGACUAGGAGGGUUCUUUGUAAGUUUUUUGCUCAUGGAGCAUGCUUCAAAGGGGAGAAUUGUGAGUUUUCCCAUGAUUGGAAGGAUCCACCAAACAAUAUUUGCACAUACUAUCAGAAAGGAAUAUGUUCAUUCGGUAGUCGGUGCAGAUAUGAACAUGUUAAGGCUUCUCAAUCGGAUUUAUCUGCUUCAUCUUCGUCUACGAAGCCUCGUCAAUUCGGGAUAUCGGGUUCUGUUCCACAAGGACCUUCCACGAGCACAUUUCGUGGUUCUGCUGUACUUUCAGCUACUUCAACAGAGUUUUGCGGUUCCAAUGGAGGGUUCCUUCCUCCCACCAAAAAUGCAUGGAAUUUGGAACCUGUGCGUGAAGAUAUAUUGGAUGAUGGUGAUGUUUUAGAGCCUAGGAGUCGUAAACUAGCUGAUCGUUCCAUCUGCUCGUUUGCUGCAGCUGGUAAUUGUCCCCAUGGAGAAGCAUGUCCUCAUAUUCAUGGAGACUUGUGUCCCACCUGCAGAAAACAUUGUUUGCAUCCUUUCAGACCUGAAGAAAGGGAGGAGCAUGUAAAAAUAUGUGAGAAAAAGCAAAAGCACCUUGAGGCAUUGAAAUAUAGUCAAGAAAUAGAAUGCGGUGUGUGCCUGGAUCGUGUUUUGUUGAAACCCACAGCAGCUGAACGGAAAUUUGGGUUGCUCUCAGAAUGUGAUCAUCCUUUUUGCAUAUCCUGUAUUAGAAAUUGGCGUAGCAGUUCCCCGUCGUCAGGAAUGGAUGUAAGGGCUUGCCCAAUCUGUCGUAAGCUAUCAUAUUUUAUCAUUCCUAGUGUGAUUUGGUAUAGCACUCCAGAAGAAAAGCAGGGAAUUGUUGAUAGCUACAAGGCAAAACUGAGGUCAAUAGAUUGCAAGCGCUUCAACUUUGGUAAUGGGAACUGCCCUUUUGGGACUAGUUGUUUCUACAAGUUUCUUUGCCAAAUCUCUAUCAGGAUAUCAAACAAUUUGACUUUUAUCUGAAGAGGUUAGUGUAGAAAUAAAAUUUUGUAUUUUAUCUCAACAUUUGAAAACCACAAGCUUUGAUCACAAUUUCCUUGAAUAAGACCGCUACUAAUAUUUGGUAAGAGGAACAAGUAUGAGAGCAGUGGAUUAUGGGGCAAAACUAAUUGGUAAGGCAAAGAUGAUUAAUCAUGGCUGAGAUUUGGACUAAGUGGAUGCAAGGAAAGAUUUUAAUUUGCCAAAUAUGAUUUUUGUAUGAGUAAUCAUCAGAGAGAAGGAUAAUGAUGAUAAAUUAAGAACUUUGUUAGAAAUAAGCCAAUAGGAAAAACAGAAUAUCUAUGGUGCCUUUAUACCAAAAUUUUCUCCUUCUGUUAUUCUAUUAUGGUGCUGCUUUUGAAAGCAUUCUUGCUGCUAUAAUUAAGGGGGAAAUUGUGUCAAAUUGCAAGUGUCAUCUCACCAAGUCGAAGUGAUUAUUAAUACAUCAUCUAUUUAAUGUUGCUGUUCGGUUCAAUUAUACUUUUCUAGCCCA
Molecule: messenger RNA, 1680 nt
Organism: Hibiscus syriacus
Lineage: Eukaryota; Viridiplantae; Streptophyta; Magnoliopsida; Malvales; Malvaceae
Product: putative RING-type E3 ubiquitin transferase C3H69
Exons: 5
Coding region: 168-1172 (334 amino acids)
Biological process (GO): protein polyubiquitination
Molecular function (GO): metal ion binding; ubiquitin protein ligase activity
Source: RefSeq, a predicted model, not a curated record